Messenger RNA from Juglans microcarpa x Juglans regia, 2325 nucleotides. RefSeq names its product ubiquitin-like-specific protease ESD4. Gene Ontology annotation, molecular function: deSUMOylase activity. Gene Ontology annotation, biological process: protein desumoylation. NCBI's taxonomy places the organism in Eukaryota, Viridiplantae, Streptophyta, Magnoliopsida, Fagales, Juglandaceae. Bases 537 to 2111 code for a protein of 524 amino acids. Gene Ontology annotation, cellular component: nucleus. The transcript is spliced from 9 exons. The record is from RefSeq and is a predicted model, not a curated record.
AAAUAAAAUUUUUAUUGAUUGUUUUCCAUUUGUGCCGCGAAAACAGAAACCCUUACAUCUGAACAGAACAUUUUCAACCCGAGAGUCCUUAAAAGAUCCGAACAGACUAGACGACACCGAUACCACCGUCCAACUCUCCGAUUGCUUUCUUUUGCCAAAACAAUCCCGAACUUCACUCCCUUCUUUAUCCCGAAAAUUGAUCUUGCUUGCCUUUUGCGUACACUUUCCAGAAUUUUUGUUUCAAAUCAGCCCCGCUCCCUCCGAUGCAUUAUUAGGGUUUUCGAGUUUCUCAAUUCACGGUUUUUUCCUCAGUUUUUGACAAUUUGGCUCCAAAUAAUCUCUCCAGCUCCCUUGUGACCCCCAAAAGACUGAUUUCGAUUUCAAUUGCGUCUCAUCUAGGGUUUAGCAAGCUCAUAGCGUUCCCCGCCCCAAAAUAAAGGCCCUAAUUGCCAAAUUCCAAAUGGUGGUUCUCUCCGACAAUGGUUUUCUUUAAAUGGGUUUGCGAUUUCUAGGGUAUAAAAUUCCCGGGUCGAUCAAUGGGUGCCCGAACGACCAACCGUAAGCGCGGUGACGAGUGCUUGAGCUUCAAUCACACUUAUCCCUAUCAGAAUUCCUUAGAUUUUCACGUUUCAAAGAAACCCAGGUUCUCAUCCAUCCAUCAGACCCCGGUCCGACCCAUUGUUUCCUCGAUUAGCACCGUUGCAAGGCUUUCUCGGUACCCCGAAGCAACACCACGGCUGGGUAGAGAAGUCCACGCCCCUUGUAGAAUACUCAAUUACGGGUUUUCCUCAACGUGUUUGAAUCGGAACUCGGGGCCGAGGACUAGUGGGAUUUAUAUAAAGGAGGAGCCCCUUGAUGAAAUGGGCAGUACUUUGAGUUACAAGUACAAUAAGGCGAAGAAUAUUGCACUCCGAACGAUUCGGUACUUGACAAAGGAGAAAGAGAAGGAAGUGAUCGAAAUAGAUACGGAUAAUCAAAAGUAUGGGGGAGUGUCUGAAGACUCGAGUAUUGAGGAAGUUGAAGUCCUGGAAGAUGGGCGAGGUGGCCGGUCCGAGGUGUCGGAACAUAGGGAGGUCGACAAUGGGGUUGUGGCUAAUGUACAGGAUGCACAUGCCAAGGUUUUGGAUCGUGGGCUUUUGCCAUCAUCGUCUUCAGCCGUUUCAGACUUGACAAAUGGGAAUAAUUUGCGAGUGGACGAUGCGGAGAAAAUGUUGGAUUCUCUGCAGCUGAAUCCUGAGCGUGAUAUGAGUGUCUCGGCAUUCAGGAAGUUACUUGAGGUUGCAGAGAGGCGGAAUCCGAAGUUGAGAAGCUUGAGUUUUGAGAUUGAGCUAAAUGAAGAGCGUAGGUCUAUGUUUCAAUCAUUGCGUCCAGCAAAGAAACCGGUGGAGGAUGUACCUGGAGAACCUUUCCUGCCUCUUACAAAGGAAGAAGAGGCUGAAGUUGAACGUGCAUUUAACUCCAACAGGCGGAAGGUGUUAGUCACUCAUGAAAACUCGAAUAUUGAGAUUACGGGAGAAAUUCUGCAGUGCCUUAGACCGGGUGCAUGGUUAAAUGAUGAGGUCAUAAAUGUGUACCUAGAGUUGCUGAAAGAGAGGGAAAAUAGAGAGCCACAAAAGUAUCUGAAGUGCCAUUUCUUCAACACAUUUUUCUAUAAAAAGUUAAUAAGUGGGAAGAAUGGAUACGAUUAUAAAUCUGUCAGAAGAUGGACAAGCCAAAGGAAAUUGGGAUAUGGCCUCAUUCAUUGUGACAAAAUAUUUGUCCCUAUCCACAGAGAGAUACAUUGGUGCUUGGCAGUUAUUAAUAGGAAAGAUGAGAAGUUCCAAUAUCUCGAUUCACUUCGAGGGAUGGACAACAAAGUGCUGAAAGUACUGGCUAGAUAUUUUGUGGAUGAAGUGAAGGAUAAGAGUGGAAAAGAUGUCGAUGUAAGUUCCUGGAAACAAGAAUUCGUUGAAGACCUUCCUGAACAGGAGAAUGGGUUUGACUGUGGGAUGUUUAUGAUCAAAUAUGCUGACUUUUAUAGCAGAGAUAUUGGCCUUUGUUUCAACCAGGCACACAUGCCAUAUUUUCGGCAGAGGACUGCAAAGGAGAUUCUUAGAUUGAGAGCUGACUAAUUGAAAAUGUCAGCAUGUUGCUUUAGAUUAUGCAUGGUGCCCAAUUGAAUGAUGAGUAUGAAAUUGGUAGCCUUUGCCCUUUGGAAGAGAUGCCUUCACUUAUAUCAAGGAUCUUUCUGGUUCGUUCAAAUGAAGGAUCAAGGGUAUCCUGGUGAGCUGAUUUAGGAGUGGCAUCCCAGGCAGCAUACAAGUCUGGAGUGGUAACUUGUAUAUA